GUGGCGGCGCGCGCGGCAGGAUGGAGGCGGCGGCGCUGGAGCGGUUCCACAGCCCGGGCAAGGGUAGCGGCCUCCGCUCCCGCCGGAGCGUGCGGCCCGGAGAGCUGCUCUACCGCGACGUGCCCUUCGCCUACGUCCUCAGCAAGCAGCAGCUGGGCAGCGUGUGCGAGCGCUGCCUGCGCAGGAAUGAAAAUCUGCACAGAUGUUCUCAGUGCAAGGUUGCUAAAUACUGUGGUAGAUCUUGUCAGAAAGAAGCUUGGCUGGACCACAAGCAGGAAUGCAAGUGUCUUAAGAGCAUCGAGCCCAAUUUUCCUCCGGACUCUGUCAGACUUGCUGGAAGGAUUGUUUUUAAACUACUCAGACAAUCAGUAUGCCCUUCUGAGAGACUCUACUCUUUUUCCGAUCUUCAGUCAAACACUGAACGGUUAAGUGAAGAAAUGAAAGAUGGCCUCAGGCACCUUGCGCAGACUUUGCAACUGUACUUGAAAACUGAGAUCCAGGAUGAGUCUCAACUGCCACCUGCAAUUGACUUUUUUCAGAUCUUCACAAAAGUGACCUGUAACUGUUUCACCAUCAGUAAUGGAGAGAUGCAGGAUGUUGGUGUUGGCCUCUAUCCCAGCAUGUCUUUACUGAACCACAGCUGUGACCCAAACUGUGUGAUCGUUUUUGAAGGAUACCAGCUUUUACUUCACUCUGUCCGAGAGAUCCAGAUUGGUGAAGAGCUCACCAUCAGCUAUGUUGAAUCACUGGUGCCUACCAGGGAACGCCAGAAGCAGCUGAUGCGCCAGUAUUGCUUCGAAUGUGAUUGUCCACUCUGCCAGAAUCAAGAGAAGGAUGCUGAGAAACUGGCUGGUGAAGAGCAUGCCUGGAAAGAAGUCAAAGAUGCUGUAAAUGAAGUGAAAUAUCCAAAAUCAAAAGAAGAGUGGAAGCAUGUUCUGGCAAGGUGCCAGAAUCUCUUGAGGAGCCACAAGAGUCAUCUCCCAGAUACAAAUAUCUAUCAGCUGAAAAUGCUUGACUGUGCCAUGGAUGCCUGUAUUAACCUUGAAUCCUGGGAAGAAGCAUUGUAUUAUGGCAGCAGGACUCUGGAACCAUACAGACUGUAUUAUCCUGGUUUCCAUCCACUGAGGGCUGUCCAGCUGAUGCGAGUGGGCAAACUGCAGUACAGUCAAGGCAUGGUUCCACAGGCACUGGAAACCUUGAAACAGGCCUAUAAUAUUAUGAAGGUGACCCAUGGGGCAGAUCACAGCCUGAUGAAAGCCUUGAUGGAGAUAAAGGAAGAGUGUGAGGCCAUGAUGAGAAUACAGCGAAGAUAAUCUCUAGUCUGGGAAACAAAGUAUUCAAGGCAAAAGAAGAUUUUUUUUAUUUAAUUGUGAAGCUUCUCAAUGGUUUUACUGUCUUUUCUUUAGGUCCUAUUUGCUUUACAAAAAGGUUUCGUAUUCAGUAUUUGCUGUAUGGUCUGAAUUGAGUUGGUGUUUGGCAUAAUUCCUGUAAUUUUCAGAGGAUUUUUUUGUCAUCAAUCAUCAGUCUUAUUGACAAUAACUAACAAUACCUAAUUAUUUGAUUGUAAGUAUUGGGAAAUGCAUACAGAGUGUUCAUCAGUUACAAAGUGAUCUAAUUCCAUUGAUAUCAGCAGUCAAUUUUUUAUAUCAGCUUAUGCCAGCAAUUAGGAAUCUCUUGUCAGACAUAUCAUAAAUUAAGCAAAUGUACUUUUUUCCCUUUGCCUUGCCCUUUGGCGUGGUUUCCAAAAGCCUGAUCUAGUGCUCUUUGACAUCAAAUAAGUUUCCCAAUGUUUUAUAUGGGAUUUUCUUCCCUCCCAAUAGAUCUGCAGGGCUUUGUCUGUCUUCUUCUUCCAUCUCAUACCUUAUAAUAUUGAAUACUAAAAUGGAUUAAAUAAAAAAUUUUAUCAUAGGUGGAAAUUGCUUACUCUGCUUUUUCCCCAUUUUACCAUCUUCAAGUGUUUCUCACUUCAUAGCAGUUUGAAAAACCAAUAUUUGGACUUGUGAGCUCAGUGCUAUGGCUUCUAGACCUUUCUGAGUCUGUAGGGUUUGAAUGUCACAUCCCCAAACAGAGAAUCCCAGAGAUCUACAGAUGAACAUUGUCAUCCCUGGGGAAGACAAGGAUGUCUUGGAAAGCACAGGCACACUAUUUCCCCAUGCUCAUCAGCAAGAGACUUGUUCUUGCCCAAGCUGUUUACUUCCAUUUUUAACACAGAAACAAAUAUUAACAAAAGCCAGUAUUUAUG
Molecule: messenger RNA, 2242 nt
Organism: Camarhynchus parvulus
Lineage: Eukaryota; Metazoa; Chordata; Aves; Passeriformes; Thraupidae
Gene: SMYD3
Product: SET and MYND domain containing 3
Exons: 12
Coding region: 21-1313 (430 amino acids)
Cellular component (GO): nucleus
Molecular function (GO): protein binding; histone methyltransferase activity
Source: RefSeq, a predicted model, not a curated record